Molecule: messenger RNA, 933 nt
Organism: Vitis vinifera (wine grape)
Lineage: Eukaryota; Viridiplantae; Streptophyta; Magnoliopsida; Vitales; Vitaceae
Product: protein STRICTOSIDINE SYNTHASE-LIKE 11
Exons: 4
Coding region: 1-933 (310 amino acids)
Biological process (GO): biosynthetic process
Molecular function (GO): strictosidine synthase activity
Source: RefSeq, a predicted model, not a curated record
AUGCUCUUCCUUUUCUUAUUUCUCUUCUCAUUCCCUUCAACUAUUCUUUCCAAUCGGAUCUUUAUCAAGCUCCCAUUGCCAAAGAAUGUGACAAGUCCUUACUCCUUUGCCUUUGACCAGCUCGGCGGAGGGCCCUACACUGGUGUCACAGAUGGUAGGAUUUUCAAAUAUGGAGGGCCUAAAGUUGGCUUCACAGAAUUUGCCUUCACGGCACCAAACAGGUCCAAGGAAGUAUGUGAUGGCACAAGGGACAUAAAUUUGGGACCCAUCUGCGGAAGGCCAUUAGGCUUGGGUUAUGACCAUUCAUCUAACCAACUGUACAUCGCUGACGCUUAUUUUGGCUUAUUGGCGGUGGGAUCCAAUGGAGGACCUGCAACCCAAGCUGCUACCAGUGCAGAAGGAGUGCCCUUUCGCUUCCUUAGUGGUUUGGACGUUGACCCAGUAACCGGUACAGUUUACAUUACGGACUUCAGUACUGAAUACGAGCUAAGGGAUAUAAGGCAGGCACUUGUAUCUGGCAAUGCCACAGUUCUGAGCGACACAACUGGAAGGUUAUUAAAAUAUGACCCACGGACCAGCCAGGUUAACGUGUUGCUGAGAAACCUAUCUGGGGCAUUUAACGCUAACAGGAUCCAAAAGUUUUGGUUUGAAGGUACAAAGGCAUCCACAGCUGAAAUUUUAGUUGGCCUCGAGGGAAGGCCAACUAACAUUAGAACCACAUUAGAAAGUUUCUGGGUGGCAGUAAGCAUCCAAAGUACUCCAACAACAGUGCCCACAGCACAAAGGAUCGACCCCUAUGGCAACAUUUUGGAGUCACUCAACUUUGCUGCCCAAUAUGGCUCUAAUCUGCUGAGUGAAGUUCAGGAAUAUCAUGGUGCAUUAUAUAUAGGGGCAGGACCCUCUGCGGAUUUUGUUGGUUACUUCAAGGUUUAA